Debaryomyces hansenii CBS767 is the source of this 951-nucleotide messenger RNA. RefSeq names its product 40S ribosomal protein RACK1 (gene ASC1). NCBI's taxonomy places the organism in Eukaryota, Fungi, Ascomycota, Pichiomycetes, Serinales, Debaryomycetaceae. Gene Ontology annotation, molecular function: protein kinase C binding; translation regulator activity; ribosome binding. The transcript has 2 exons. Gene Ontology annotation, cellular component: cytosol; nucleus. The coding region runs from base 1 to 951 and encodes 316 amino acids. The record is from RefSeq and is a predicted model, not a curated record. Gene Ontology annotation, biological process: rescue of stalled cytosolic ribosome; positive regulation of protein phosphorylation.
AUGGCUGAUCAAGAAGUUUUAGUUUUAAGAGGUACCUUAGAAGGUCACAACGGAUGGGUUACUUCGUUAGCCACCUCCGCUGCUGAUCCAGAUUUAUUAUUAUCUGGUUCCAGAGAUAAGACUUUAAUCACCUGGAAAUUAACUGGUGAUGACAGUCAAUACGGUGUCCCAAAGAAAUCCUUCAAGGGUCACUCUCACAUUAUCCAAGAUGUCACUAUCUCUGCUGACGGUGCUUACGCAUUAUCUGCUUCUUGGGAUAGAACCUUGAGAUUAUGGGACUUAGAAUCCGGUGAAUGUACCCAAAGAUUCGUUGGACACAACGGUGAUGUCUUAUCUUGUUCUAUUGCCAAGAACUUGAGACAAAUUGUUUCUGCUUCCCGUGAUAAGACCGUCAAGGUCUGGAACACCAUUGGUGAAUGUAUGCAAACUUUAUCCGGUCACAACGAUUGGGUCUCUGCUGUUAGAUUCUCCCCAUCCGAAGACUCUUCCACUGUUAUCUCUGCUUCUUGGGAUAAGACUGUUAAGUCAUGGGACUUAAACGAAUACAAUGUUAACGCUGACUUCAUUGGUCACACCGGUUACAUUUCUUGUAUCACUAUCUCCCCAGAUGGAUCAUUAUGUGCUUCUGCUGGUAAGGACGGUGUUAUCAUCUUAUGGGACUUGAACUCAAACAAGACUUUAUACACCUUGAACGCUGCUUCUGAAGUUCACGCUUUAGCUUUCUCUCCAAACAGAUACUGGUUAGCUGCUGCCACCGCUUCUGGUAUUAAGAUCUUCAACUUACAAGAAAGAACUUUAUUAGAUGAAUUGAAGCCAGAAUUCGCUAUUGGUGCUAAGGCUAAGGACCCAGAAGCUGUCUCUUUAGCUUGGUCUGCUGAUGGUCAAAACUUAUUUGCUGGUUACACUGAUAACGUUAUCAGAGUCUGGCAAGUUAUGACCUCUUCUGCUUAA